Messenger RNA from Umbelopsis ramanniana AG, 1689 nucleotides. RefSeq lists its product as uncharacterized. NCBI's taxonomy places the organism in Eukaryota, Fungi, Mucoromycota, Umbelopsidomycetes, Umbelopsidales, Umbelopsidaceae. Gene Ontology annotation, molecular function: protein binding. The record is from RefSeq and is a predicted model, not a curated record. Bases 148 to 1599 code for a protein of 483 amino acids. The transcript has 2 exons.
UUCUAACCAGCAGUGCUCAUAAUUGAAAUUGCUGUAAACCACGCACUCAAGCUCAAAACACACCACGCUACCUGCAUUUUUUGCCUGCGACCAAAGUCCGCCAGUAUCUUUUAGCCACCGAGAUCACUCGCCGCGACCAAGAUCACCAUGUGGUCUACUAAAUACCAAGUACGAGCACAUUCACCCUAUGUUUCGGAGCAUCCUAUGGAUCUCUCCUUCGCCGAAGGAGAUGUCAUUGAUGUUCUUGGCGAAGAGAACAGUGAUUGGCUGAAUGGAUGCACCGAGGAUGGCCGAUUUGGCAGUUUUCCAAAGCAGUACGUAAGUGAAUCCCAGCAGAGUCUUACACCGCAACCCAACCUUCGCCAGGGCAGUGCAGAGUAUGAUAUGGUUGCUGCAAAACCUGUACCUCCUGCACGGCCAGAAGCUCGACCAGCCGUUCCUGUAUCCACCAGACCGACCUCUCAUUCAACGGCCGCAAAGGCAGUCCCCACGCCCCCACCUCGCCAUCCACCCGCUAUGCCCAAACGCCCGUCAAAUAACAAGUCGGCAGCCCAGGACAUACCCGAAAUUGGACGCUAUAUACCAGAUAAUUCCCAGGAUAUUAUAGAUAGAUUAAGAAGCACCACCCCGGUCACAACACCGGACUUCACUGAACCGAUUUACUGGGAAGAAAGUGAUAUGGCAGAGCUGGACGAGUAUGCAAGAGCUUGCCCGCCUGAAUAUACCCAUUCUGUUCAGGACCUUGCCGCUUACCUCACCGACCCGUUCCCAGAACCUCUGCACAAAAUUCGCGCUAUCUUCGCGUGGGUGACCGAUAAUAUCUCCUAUGAUGUGCAUUCAUUUUUGAAUCAUCUCAGGAAGUCGCAAGAGCCACAGGAUGUACUCAAGUCAAGAUCUAGUGUUUGCGAAGGUUAUGCUCGACUGACUCAAGCACUAGGUGAAGCCUGCCGUCUUCCUAUCCGUAUGAUAACUGGGUAUGCAAAAGGUGCAUUUUUGAAACCGCAAAAAGGCAUGAGAGUAGACGAUCGAGGUGGCCAUGCUUGGAAUUGCAUCCUACUCCAUGGACAAUACCUUAUGAUUGAUUCUACGUGGGGAGCUGGUCAUUUGAAAGCUGAAGGCGCCCCUUCCUUCAACAAGGCAUUCAAUCCAUUUUUCUUCCUGACCGAUCCAACCAACUUCAUUUACUCUCACUUUCCCAAAGACGUGAAUGAUCAGUUCUUGAACCCUCCUUUCUCUGAGUCCGAAUUCUUUGAUCUACCUUGGACAAAAGAGACGUAUCAUCGACACAACCUUUUAUUACUCUCGCCCAAACCAAGAACCAGUGUGAUGGAAACAAAUGAUGAUACGUUAGACAUUUUCAUUGAAGUGCAAGGUAAAGGAGCUGCUAGUAAAGUGGACAAAAUUGGUGGGCAGCUCAAAAGCAAGGACGGUCGUGCUCAGCCAGCCAUAGGCCAAAGAGCUGUUGGUUACAAAGCAGAAGGACGGGAUGUGUGGUGGAUUCAUGUUGUAUGUUCUGGAUCCGGAGAGUUCGAACUGGAAUUAUUUGUAUACGAGUCUGCUGCUGACAAUAGGGUAAGUGCUGAGCUUCCGUUAUUUUAAUCGGUCUGUCUGGAUACAAAAAUUAACGACAAUCAAAAAUCGCUGAAUUUUCUCUAAACUUGGCACUUCAGAAUGCUUCGUUAGGAAAUA